AUCAGAAAGAAAAGGCGAGCGGAGGAGGAGGUGCUAGUUUAAUGUAAUGAGUUGAAACUGGGCUGUUUUGAGGAGUAAAAAAGUUGUUUAUUCUACUCUACUGUCUUCCGACCACUGGAGCUUUGUGUUUACUUGGGAACUAUACAAAGUUGGAAGAAAUGUAGGGACUUUUUGGCCGCUUUUGUCGUUGCCUCACGAUGGAGGAACCUGCGACAAGAGAGUGUGAGAUGUCCCUGUCAGACGGUACCUCGGAGGACGAGAUGCCACUAACGUUACCCACAGAGGGCAGCCUCAGUGGGAGCAUCAGAAAGGGAUGUGAUCCUUUCGCCCAGACUCAGCGCAGUAAACUGCAGCACCGGCGAGCUCGCAUCAACCAGCAGAUCAACAAGGAGAUGCGCAUGAGAGCAGGAGCAGAGAACCUGUUCAGGGCAACAACCAACAACAAGGUGAAGGAGACGGUGGCUCUGGAGCUCAGCUUUGUCAACUCCAACCUGCAGCUGCUCAAAGAGGAGCUGGAGGAGCUCAACAGCAACAUGGAGGUCUACCAGACAGACAGUGAGGCUAUCAACGUUCCCAUGAUACCACUCGGACUUAAAGAAACCAAAGAGGUGGACUUCACAGUUUCUAUCCAGGACUUCAUCUGUGAGCAUUAUGGUGAGGACAGCUCUCUCUACAACAAGGAGAUCAAGGAGCUUAUGGAGCUCAGACAGGCCAUGCGUACACCCAGUCGUAACCAGGCCGGUCUGGAGCUACUGAUGGAGUAUUACAACCAGCUGUACUACCUGGACCAGCGCUUCUUCCCCCUACACAGGAACCUGGGCGUGCACUUCCACUGGUACGACUCCCUGACAGGCGUCCCGUCAUGUCAGCGUACGUUGGCUUUUGAAAAAGGAAGUGUGUUGUUCAACAUCGGUGCCCUGUACACACAGAUCGGAGCCCGACAGGAUCGAUCUGCAACAGCUGGCAUAGACCGAGCUAUAGAUGCCUUUCAGAGAGCUGCAGGUGCAUUUAAUUACCUUAAAGAGAAUUUCUCCAACGCUCCCAGUCUGGACAUGAGUGGUCCGUCGCUCUGCAUGCUGGUACGUCUGAUGGUCGCCCAGGUGCAGGAGUGUGUGUUUGAGCGCGUCACACUCACCACUCAGGACACACACUUCACUUCCCAGCUCCGCCUGGCACAAGAGGCUGCGAGGGUGUCAGACGUCUACUUGUUAGUGCAGCAGACCAUGACGCAGCCUCUGAUGAAGGACUACGUGCCGUUUUCUUGGGCGUCCAUGGUUCAGGUCAAAUGUGAACACUUCCGCGCCCUCUCACACUACUACGCUGCUGUUGCACUCUGCGAUCACACGUUGUCUGCUGAGGAGGAGGAGGAGGAGGGUGAUGAAGCAGAGAAGGCUUUCCUCCAAUUCUAUGUAAGCGUUCCUGCAGGGCCACAACUCAGCCACGUUUUACAAGACCCUGAAAAAAGAAGAAAACUUGGUAAAGCUCACCUGCGGCGUGCAGUAAUCAGACACGAGGAGGCCAUGCGUGUCCACAGUCUGUGUAAGAUCCUGAGGAAGAUGGACAUCCUGCAGGACGUGUUGUCUCUCACACACAAACGCUCUUUGGACAAGUACUCUGAGCUGGACAGAGAGGACGACUUUGAUGAAACCGCAGAGGCUCCAGAGAUACAGUCUCAAACCCAUCAGAAACCAGACAUCACUCCAACCAACUUUGCUAAAGUCCAAGUUACUGAUAUCUUCCAAAGACUGGGGCCUCUGUCAGUGUUUUGUGCGCGGGCUCGCUGGGGUCCGGUACGCGUGAUCUGCCUGCUGAGGAGAGAAGGUGGACUGGGUCUCACGCUCAGAGGAGACUCCCCCGUCCUGGUGGCUGGAGUGGUGCCUGGAGGCUGUGCAGCGGAGGCCGGACUAAGGGAAGGAGACUACAUAGUAGCAGUGGACGGAGAGGACUGUAAAUGGGCCAAACAUGGCGAGGUGGUCCACAUGCUAAAGAGCUCUAGCGACAGAGGAGUGGAGCUCAGUGUGGUCACAUUACACUCACAUGAUACACAGCAGGUGGAGAGGAGGGCCAUCAUGCUGUCCCUCGGCAGCGAUAAGGAAAACACUCGGCAGCGUAUGCUGGGUGGAGCUAAGGGCCAGAGCUCCGCCUCCUUGUUGAACUGGAACAGGAAGAAGAAGAGGGAAGGAGGCGGGGUCACUAAGAGACUAGGAAGCACUUUCAGUUUGUCGUUUGGAAGCAUCCGAGACACUGAGUCCAUGUACUGAGACAUGAUUGCAGAGGAACCACUCAGGGAAUCACAGCAGUGGAGCACAAGGUACGAUCAGGACCGCAUUCAGACUGACAGUAGUGCUGCACCAGGCAACACCAGCAGGGGAUGCUGCUGCUGCAAAGAGAGCUCUGACAAAAAAGCACACGGUUUGUCCAGUAAAACUGUUGCUGGCUUCUUUUUUUUUUUACUACAGCACAGUCCAAUGUAUCUGGCAACUUUGUUGGCUAAUCAAAUAUGUGGACGCACACAUACCAGGUAGAACACCUUCUAACUUACUAAACUUCAGUAAAAUGUAGCUUUUUACUAAUUUUCACUUUGCAAGAGUGAAGAGCUUACUAUUGCUGCCAUGAUCAUUUUUUAAGAGUUGAACAAUCCUGCCUCUGAGGAGGAUGCUGUACUGCCUUGGAGUUGAACAUUGACACAGAAGGAAACAUUUUAGAUGCAGGAUGCUAUUAAAUCAUUUAGAGACAGUGCUGCCAUGCUGUUGACUGACAAAAUGUGUGACGCACAUGUGAUUUUUGAUGCACAUCUAUCACCGGUUGGACUUCUGUGGGCGGCAGGAAGCCAUUUUUGAAUAUUAUUGAACUUUUUUCAGCAAACAACUGAGACUAACAUCCAAACAACUAGUAACUAGUGAAUAAGUACAUUCAUUUUGUCUCAAUUUGCAUACUUCUAUACUUCCACUUGCUAUUUUGAUUACAGAAGUGCGUUCACACUGAUGGCAAAAUGCAGUGCACUCUAAGUACCCAGAUGUUGUACUCAAAAUGGUCAAAACAUUGAGUGUGGAACGCUGGACACUUCUCACCCUCAGCAGUUGGCAUCUUUGCUACGUAGUGGAAGGGGAAGGACCACCAACCUAUUUCAAACUUGUGUAAAUGGCCAGUGAGGAAGCGAUUGACACGGCGAACACCAAACUAAAACAAAUAUAUGUGUGUUUUUAGUACCAACUAUACUGUAGUGGGAUAGAAGCCAUUACUGGGUUAAUUUAUCUGCCUGAAUUGAAUUAUUGGCGAUACGGCGUGAUGUCUGUUGAUCACCAGCUGGUCUACCGAGCUUCCAGUGAGUGCACAACAGCCGUGUGCAAUUUGAGACAACACUACCAUGUCGAAAUUCAUGCACUAUACAAGUUAGUACAUAGUGUACACAGUGUACUACAUGGAAGUGUACAAACGGAAGUAUACGAAUUGAGACACAACUCUAGCCUUUAAGUCUUAAAGAUGCUACCAGCUCGUGAAUGUUGACAUCUGAUUGGAAAACACAAUUUUUUCUGCUUUUGUUCUAACCCAGAUUCAAACUAGCAAUCUUAAUCUGAUGUUUUCGGAGAUAACUCUGAUCUGGAAUUGGGUUUAUCAAAAAUAUGACACGUACACGCCUGUUUGCAUCUAUUCUUUGUAUGACCACACACCAGCGACAUUUUCCUUUUUCCUAGGUUGAUGCUUUAGAAAAGCAUACAUUUUAUCACAUGGGCUAAUGUAAUGCUACGUGGCGCAGCUGGCAAAAUCUUAGUGGGAAAAAUGACUGAAAGCUCUUUUACUUAACUUUAAACAAAACAUGUAUAGUAACAUUAAUGUAAUGGAUAUAAAAAGAAUUGAGAGGGCAAAGCAGAAUUAAAAGUAUUUCUUGUGUCUUAUAUUAUCCUUAAGUGGUCUCUGAGGUUACAGAAUACUCUUAACAGUCACCUGUUUAACCACUGAAGUGCUUCAGAUUUCAGUUCAUCCACUCAUACUUUACAUUGUACUUCUACUAUAAGUAUGAUGGAGAAAUGUUUGUUGUUUAGUUUUGUCAUUUUUAGAUGAGUAAAAGCACUUCAGAGGAUUUGCUCCUACAGUAUGUUUUAUAGUUUUGGUAUUUUUAAUGCACUGUGAAUAUUAAAAAGGACACAUCUGUUAAUAAUGUAGUUCUGACUUGAUGUUUCAAUAAUGAACAUGAAACACGCACAUAGAGAGGUUGUGUGUGAAAAUUUUGAAAUGAAAUGUGAUACUGCGUUGUAUUUUUCAGAGGAGUUUUGUAUCGUCUUAUAUCUAUUGUGUCCUUAAUAGUUUCUGAGAACGGUCCAGUCACUGUACAGUUUGUUACAGUCAGCCAAUAUUAGGAACAAUAGAGGAGGAUGUUAGUAGAAAAAAAUAAUGUUUCUUUUAAUUAACAUUGCUUGAACUGUUUGUAAGAUUUUGAGAUAACUAGAAAUGUGAGAGUUGUAGCACAAUACUGUUUGGUCCAGCUAAACAAUAAUGCUGAUUUCUUUUUUUUUGCCAUGGCCUGUGUGUUUUUACUUUUUCUGUACAAUGUUUGUGCCAUGGUGGUCCAUAGUGAUGAGUACAGAAAGCCAGAGGGGACAAACAAUGAUUUCUCAUGUUUUGUUUUCACAUGAUCACAAUAUAGUUUUGUUUUAUUGUAUUCAUCAUAAAAAAAAAAGCUUACCCAUUACAAAAAACAGUGUUGACAAUUCAAGCCAAGAUUGCAAAACAGUUGGAUCUUAUGUGUUCUCAUAUUCAUGAAAUUAAUUUCUGAUUUCAAGGAAACAAAUGUAUUAUGUUUGAUUUUGUUGAAGGUAACCUUCUUGUUUGCCGAAGAAAAACUGGUACAAUCUUUCCUGUUCAGCUUUCUGUACUGUGUAUGUGUGUGAGUGAGUAAAUGUUUGUGAAGAGGAAUAAUUUUUUUUCCUUCCGUUUGUGUUUUUGACUAAAUAUCUGACCAUCCCUUAAUGACUGCAUUUGGGGAUUUGCACAGUAUUUUUUCAAGUAUAAAUACAAUAAAAGUGAAUAAUGAACUA
Messenger RNA from Sebastes umbrosus (honeycomb rockfish), 5036 nucleotides. It is a transcript of the gene rhpn1, whose product is annotated as rhophilin, Rho GTPase binding protein 1. The record is from RefSeq and is a predicted model, not a curated record. Gene Ontology annotation, molecular function: protein binding. NCBI's taxonomy places the organism in Eukaryota, Metazoa, Chordata, Actinopteri, Perciformes, Sebastidae. The coding region runs from base 198 to 2261 and encodes 687 amino acids. Gene Ontology annotation, biological process: signal transduction; negative regulation of stress fiber assembly. The transcript has 16 exons.